GUUCUCGAUGUGGAUUUGGUCCAGAUGAAAAAUGCCAGCAGCGGUCGAAUUCGAAGCCGGCAGCGGGUCUGGGGCCUCCCUCCAGCGCUGGAGAUGGGAGGCUUCGGGCCCAAUGUGGUGGUGGCCCGGCUCCAGAUGCCCUACGAGGCGGGCGACUGCCUCGGCUGGGCUUGGCGCUACGAUGUGACCGGCCUGACUUUGGGCAGCGAGGAGGCCCAAGGAGGACCUGCCCCAACGCUGUACCUGCCGGUGAGUCGUGAAUAUGGAGUCACCAAUACGCUGACCUAUCCGUUGAGCCUGCGGCACCGACUGGCCGUUCGGGCGAUCGCGCAAGCCGGCAUCCCGCGCGUGGCCUUUGAGAGACGGAAAAUGGCAGUGGCUCAAGGCUAUUCGGCGCAUUUGGAAUUUGAU
This is a messenger RNA of Symbiodinium necroappetens, 411 nucleotides long. NCBI's taxonomy places the organism in Eukaryota, Dinophyceae, Suessiales, Symbiodiniaceae. The record is from the annotation of a GenBank genome assembly.